GCCGGUUGCGGCGGCACCUCGGUCUUUUGUCGGGCGCUCUGCACCACCUCGCAUCGGGCAAAGUGGAAGAGAACGGUGGAGAAGCCGGUCGAGAGGCGAGACGCCCGCCUCCUCCAUCCCUGCUGCAGUCCAGGCGGGCAGGGCACGGAUGUUUGGCACGGAGUGCGAAUUCUGACACCUCCUCCUCCUUCCACCCUGUGGUUGACCCCCCUCCCCUUUUACCUAAUGCACGCUGGCCGGACUCGUCGCUGUUGAUGUGCUGGGGGUGGAGCAGCCGACUCCGGCUACCUCAGCGCUGCUGCUGGCAGCGGCCCGGGGAGAGGCCAGGCUGCUGAACCCAGGUCCUUGGUUGGGUGCUUUUGCAGGGUGCUUUUGUCGCCGCUCACGACGAUGCUCGGAAGAGCAAAAAGUGCCGCCCAGCUUCUUAGGGGGAGAAAGCAUUAACGAAGCUCGUCACUGGGGGCGACUUGAGCAGACGACAAGCGGGAACCUUGGGGAGCAUCUAGGGCACCCCCGAGAAUGGGGGCAACGACAGGGCAGUAGCGGCAGAAGGAUCCGCAGCUCUCCCUACUCUCCAUCUUGGCUUUUUGAUGUUGUUAUAUGCCUUCAAGUCGAUUAUGACUUACAGCGACCCUAUGAAUCAGCGACCUCCAAGAGCAUCUGUCAUGAACCACCCUGUUCAGAUCUUGGAAGCGUGAGAAGCUGUGGCAACGUUGGAUGCUGAGCUGGGCCACCUCACAUCAGUGAUGGCUUCCGUGAGGCUUUUCCUUGCCUGGAGCCUGCUCCUGCCUGCGUUGGACCAAGCCUUCCACCUCCCCACCCUUGGCAGCCCCUCCUGGGACCUUCAAUCGAGUUCUACCCCAGGGCUGCCUCUGCUGAAUGCCCCCUCCCAAGAGCGUCUCCCAAAUGAAUCACCAGCCCCUUCAGAUCCCUUUGCCCGUGACAUCUCCAGUGGUGAUGGAGAGCCGAGCAGUGAAAACUGGGUUAGGGCCAAUCCCACGAUCCAUCCUGGGAUUCCAAUACCCCUGAUGCCCUUUGAUGUUCCUCCAGUGACCCACUCUGGCUCGGGGACACCCACUAGUGAUUCUGGAGGAAGCUUAACUCCCCACCUGUACACUGUACAGGGGCUGCCUCAGUCAGGUGACUUCACAGUGGGCUCUUCUGGCAUCCAAACAGAACCUGAGGUUACUGGUCAUGUAACUUUGGCUUUAAGUGCGGAGCAGGGAAAUAACAGGGCCUCUCUUUCAGUGCCUGCCAUGGAGACUGUAAGCAUAAUGGCCUCUGGGACAGCCUCUCUCCCAGCCUCAUCCAACACAAAGGCCUCAGACGUAACUGCCUCCCAGGAGAAGACUGUUCACAGCCACCUCCAAGCAGUACUCGGAAAUAUCUCCACAACAGCCACGCUAAGCCCCAGGCCCAUUGUGUCCACCAUCCCUUUGGUGAUGUUACCUGUUGACAGGUCCCAUGUCAAGUGGAUGGCAACUGAGGGCCCUGGAUUGGGGGGUGAUAAUUCCAUGGGGCAACUGGCAAGCAGGGUUCCAGAGCAGGAGCUACUAGGCAGGAAUCAGACUACAGUCAAAUAUAUGGCUUCAUACAGGAGCACACAGGUCUAUGGUGGCCCACAGGGCCGGGAGGAACUCUCAACCUCUCCUUUUAGACUCACUCAGGCAGCUGGAGACACUCAGAGUCCACUUGGGCCAUGGAGGGACACUGUGCACAUGGCUUCCACCUCCCAGGCAUCCCAGUUAACCAGUACAGCUAUUCUGCUGGAUAGGAGGGGUCAUAGGCUUGCCCCUGUCUCAGCGAGGUCCCCUCCAACAGCCUCAGAGGAGCUCUUCCCAAGCCCUUCCACCCCUUCACCAGUAGGGGGCAUGACAGGGACCCCCGAAGGGCCAGUUCCACGUCAAAGAAGCACCCACUGGGGUCUGAUUGUUGAUACAACACAGCAGCCAGGACGUUGGAACAUGGCCAGGACAGAAAAGACUCGCUCCCUUGGCAGCUCGGCCACCCCAGGAAUUGGGGAAGCGGUUGAUGUUGACCCCCAACGAGUCCGAGGAGCCGUGAUUCCUAGGGUCCCUGUCACUUAUGUUGGCUCCUCUACUCCUGGUCAGGGUACCUCUGUGGUAAGGAAUGGUCCAGGAACCAAGCAGCCAGAUGCAGCUCGGACCCGUCCUCCUGGGCAGAGUGGCACCACCACUUCCACCCACCUUCUGGCUACUCCUCGUCGUGGCCUGAUCCGAGUCACCACGCAAAGAGUCCUGCAGCACCCCCAGCUGGCCCACCCUGAGUCCAGCCUGCCCGCCCUGCUCCCUGCCUCCAGCCCACCCUGCCCACGCCCCGGCAGCACCUGCAGCCAGUUGCUGCCUAACCAGACCUUACUGCUCUGGGGGGACCUUGAGCGCACGCUGAGCUUUGCCUGGGCACUCCACGUCUACGGCUCCGGUAUGCUCUUUUUGCUUCUGAGCCUGCUGAGCUUGGCCUGCCUGGGGGGCUCCCUUGCCUUGCGAGUGCCACACCUCCCUUAUGUCGUGGCCACCACUGCCCUGCUGCUGGCAUUUGGGCUGCUGCGGGCCACCUUCUUCCUGGCCGAUCCGUAUGGGGCACGAGGCCGGCUCUCUGCCCAUGCUGUGCGGGUGCUGUACACAGCACCCUUCCCCCUGCUGCUCACCACCUUUGCAGUGUUCCUGCUCCGCCUCUUCCAUCAGGCCCGCCUACAGGUUUUGCCCCCAAAGUGGCGGAGCCUGCCUCUUUGGGUCGUGCUGGGGUCCAUCCAGAGCGCCGCCCUCUUGGGGGCUGACUGGUUCUCCCCUCCUCUGCACUCUGCCGUGCCAGUGGGGCUGCACAUGCUUUCCUGCGCCAUUGGUAUGUCCCUCCUGCCAUCCAUGGUGUUUGUAUACUGGCAGCUACGGCGCAGCGUGGCAGCGGCCGAGGACGCCCCAGAGCCAGGCGUGUGGAGUGGGGCAUGGUUGCUGCUGGCAAGCAGUGGGCUGGUGCUGCCCUGCUGUGGACUCCAGUUCUAUGGAGUGCUGUGGCUCACAGGACUGCUAGGCCAGCUGGACAAGUUUACUUGGGGCUGGUGGUUUGUGCAGUUUUGGUUCCGGAUUGUCGAGCUGGUGCUCUCAUUCACCCUGGUCUCCCUAGCUUGGCAGGCCCUUUGCCAGCGUUACGGGUCUCCCGAACACUCCUGCUGGGCCAAGCUCAUGCGCUACUUCUGCACCUACCGCAAGGCCGAGGUGCCAGAAUAUCCCAACAACUGUUACGAUUGGAGUGGUGGCCUCCUAGAGAAAGUCCCCAAUAAUGACAUCAGUAAGAACCUGAUCCGAAACCCCCCUGGCAGUGGGCGGCUCUGGGUGCUCAAGGAUAGCAACGAGUUGCGGGUAGCAGCCGGCCAAGGUUCCAGCCCAUCGCCGGUGCACCCUGUCUAUAGCCCCAAGUGUCCCAAUGCAGCAGCAGUCACCGCCAUGGGCCGCUCCUAUACCAGCAUCUGCUUUGAGCGGGAUUCAGUGCUCUCCCUGGCUGAGCUGGAGUUCCGGCCCCCGUCGCCCAUCAACCUGAGCCGUAGCAUCGAUGAGGCUCUCUUCCGCGAGCACUUGGUGCGUGACUCCAUUUUCCUGCGCUCCAGCCUGCACUUCCCUUCCCGCUUGGCCCACCAAGACUCUUGCUCUUCGCUGCGUGGCGACUGCUCUAUGCUCUCCCACACUGCUCAGCCCUUGCUGGCCCAGCCACGCCGCAACAGCGACCCCGACUGCCUGUACAGCUUAGCCCGGGCCAGCUCCAUGGGUGACCUCACCACACAGAGCCGGGGCCUGGCCAGCGAGCCGCCGACAGACACUUCCUUCGACAGCUUCUCCCGCACCUCCUUUUCCCGGGCCUCUCUCAAGAUCAGUUGGAACCCCUGGCGCCAUGGCCUGUCCUCGCCGGAGAGCCUGCCCCCAGAGGAGCUGCCCAGCCAGGCCCAGCUACUGCCUGAUGAACUGCCCGCAGCCCCAUCCAGCAGCGCUCCAAACUCCGAGGGUGAGGCCCGGAAGAGUUUCUUGGCCCUCAGCAAGCAGGUGGAUUCCCGCAGCCUCUCAAGCGACACUAUUGAACUGUGAGACCGGGUGGUGGUUCCACCUACCUGCACUCCCGAAGGCAGCAGCCUGGUUGUCAGCCGAGGGGAAAGACUGUGGAGCUGACUUGUUGCAAAGCCAGGGCCAGGAAGACUUCAGUUGCCUUUUAAAACGUCAUGGGACUUCUUGUGCCCCAGCUUGGCCUACUACAAGCCAUUCACAUAAUGGCCCCAACUACAGUGCUGGGCUCCUCCUCCAGCGUCAACCACAUAAUAACUAGUACCAGCCAUCCACUCUGUGUCAGUCACACACCUGGCACAAGCCAGUCACCUGUGCUCAUUAUGUUCUGUAGUGCCAGCCACACCCAAGCGCCCACUCCCGAUUUUCUGAACUCACCUCUGCUUUCCACAUGUGGUUUACGGGACCAAGAGGCAGGCAGAUAUCUGGAAAUUUUCUAGUCACAGCAAAGAUGCUGUGUGGGGAGAGGGAUGGGGCGGGGGCAUCACCAUUCUCACAGGCAGCUGGAAUGGCACUUUCUUCAGUCAAGCCUCCAGUGCAAACAGGGCCAACCUGCAGUUACUGUUUGUGGCAGUGUCCCCCAUUGUGCCAUAGAAAGAUGCCCUUGAAGACGAGGCUGGGAAGGAGCAGUGUAGGGCUUACCAGGGACUACUAUUGUGAUGGGCCCCCAAGUGUAGCAGCAAUCCUGCAACAGGAACAAUGCAGUAGCCUGUAGUUCACUGGUAGAAUAUAUGCUUUGCAUGCAGACAAUCCCAAAUUUAUUCUCCAGCAUCUCCCACUUAAAGGGAUCUUGGGGAAGAAGACUGGGAAAGGAUUUCUGCCGGAAAGAGACCAUCUAAAAGCAAUACCAGUCAGAGUAGAUACUACUGGACUCAAUGGAGCAAUAGCCUGAAUCAGUAUAUGCUUCAUAGUGAAUCUGUGAAUCGUUUGCAGAGUUGAAGUUUCUGGCUGAACACCCAUAGCCCAAACUGUGGUGACGCAUUCAGAUUGUGGUAAACUUAGUCCAAACCUAUACAUGUGUACUCAGAAAUAACAUCCUCCCCCCAUUGAGUUUCAUGAGACUUACUCCCAGGUAAGUAUAGGACUGCAGUCUUAACCCUAACUUUUCUAAAAGAGAGAAUAAGUUAUUAUUAUUUAUUAAAUUUAUAUCCCACCCUUUCUCCCAGUAGGAGCCCAGGGUGGCAAACAAAAACACUAAAACACUCUAAAACAUCAUAAAAACAUACAUUAAAAUAUAUUAAAGCAAAACAUCUUUAAAAACAUCUUUAAAAAGCUUUAAAAACAUCUUAAAAAGCAAUUCCAACCCAGACGCAGACUGGGAUAAGGUCUCUACUUAAAAGGCUUGUUGAAAGAGGAAGGUUUCUAGAUCUCAUGACUGCAGUGGAAAAUGUGAAUCCAUGCAGCUAGUUUCUCCUCAGUUAUCAAAACUAGAAGUGAACACACACUCUCCUGCGAGACACAUGACUGGGUUACGCUUCAAGAUACUAGAAUUUGAGGCUUGCUUUUUCUUUUUUCUUUUUAGCUUUUCAAAGCUCCUUAUCUUCUUUCAUGGCCCUCUGACCAUGCAUCAUCUAGAAUAUAUGCAAUCAUGUUCCCUGCUCCUUGUGUCUUUUUUUUUUAAAUCAAAAUCCUAAAUUUGCCAGGAUUCAGUUGAAACUGGGUCUAUUAUUGGGGGGAGGGGGAGGAUGCAAGUUGCAGUUGCAAAAUGGAGUUCAAAUUAAAGUGAGAAUGCUGUUUUGUCAGAUUAGAUCGCCUUCUAAUAGCACAAAUUGUACUUGCCUGGUAACUUACCUCUCCCUUGCCAGUGGUACAGGGAAUGAAAGGAUCAGACUGUCUAGAUUUCAGGUUGGACAGGAGCACUGUUGAAUGUU
Messenger RNA from Rhineura floridana, 5938 nucleotides. It is a transcript of the gene PRRT3, whose product is annotated as proline rich transmembrane protein 3. The transcript has 5 exons. NCBI's taxonomy places the organism in Eukaryota, Metazoa, Chordata, Lepidosauria, Squamata, Rhineuridae. Bases 747 to 4094 code for a protein of 1115 amino acids. The record is from RefSeq and is a predicted model, not a curated record.